Molecule: messenger RNA, 2124 nt
Organism: Chelonoidis abingdonii (Abingdon island giant tortoise)
Lineage: Eukaryota; Metazoa; Chordata; Testudines; Testudinidae
Product: tumor necrosis factor receptor superfamily member 14-like
Biological process (GO): positive regulation of cytokine production involved in immune response; defense response to Gram-positive bacterium; immune response
Cellular component (GO): membrane; external side of plasma membrane
Molecular function (GO): transmembrane signaling receptor activity; protein binding
Source: RefSeq, a predicted model, not a curated record
UAUUUCACUUUCACUUUCAAGUGAGCCUCGAGCUGGGCUGGAGCUGGUCUCUUGGCUGCUACUGCUGGGCCGUUGGGCCUGGAUUAGAACCUGAGCUGGACCAGAACUUUGGGCUUGUGUCCUGCUAGCGGCCCAGGGACGUCCACGGAGAAGGGAGCAGGGGAUCCAUGGGGCGGGCACCUGAAAACAUGGCGGUGGCACGAGGCUCACUAAGACCAGAAGCAGGACCUGGAGGCCGUGCUGAGCUGUAGACGUCAGACUGAAUGCCCUGUGGGGGGCAGAAGCAGCCAGGUUCUGCGGUCUGUUCUCAGGACCAUGCUCCGGAUUUUUGGCAUUUUCUUGAUAACACAACUGCCGCAUUCGGAAGCUCUACCAUGCAACCCAGGCGAAUAUGAAAUAAAUGGUGAAUGCUGUCCCAUGUGCGGCGCUGGGAGCAAGGUGGUCAAACAUUGUAAACCAAGUAGCAGCACAACUUGCAUGCCCUGUGUGGAUGACACAUAUACAGAGCAUCCCAAUGGCCUAACAGAGUGCAUGAGAUGUAAAGUCUGCGAUGCAGGAGCCAGACUGAUGGUAAAAGAAAAAUGCACAUAUACGAAGAACACUGUGUGCGGCUGCGCCCCGGGCGAUUUCUGCAGGCAUCCUACAGGCGGGGACUGUGAAAUGUGUAGUCCCUGCACCGUCUGCCUCCCUGGCUCUAAGGUGAAAAUACUUGGCACAGAAUUCAAUGACAACGUAUGUGAGCUUUGCCCUGAUGGAACCUUCUCAGCAACCAACAUGUCACACAGCUGUCAGCCAUGGACCAAGUGUGAAGAGGAAGGGAUGAUAGAAAGAAAGGCCGGGACAGCCACUUCUGAUGCAGUUUGUGUACAAAGAGGCCUUUCUGAUACAGCGAUGACAUUGAUAAUUAUCACUGUAGUUUUAAUUGUAUGUGGAGCACUUGCAGUUGUGUCUUUUUGGUGGAAGAAGAAGAGGAAAUAUGGGGUUACACCUGCACAGGAGACAGGGGAUGAGUCAAAAGAACAGAUUGGGAGAACUUUGAUCCAGCUUACAGAGAAUGGGACAGAGACCAUUCCUUAGGAACAAACCAAGAAAAGAGCAAAGCGGGGGAGAAAGAAAGCCAUUGUCAGCCCUGGCUGUGUGAUUGGAUUGGAGGCUUCUGAAAAUCCCUCUUCAUUGAAUUUCAGCGAUCAUCAUCAAUGUAACUUUAGUUUCUCUGGCUAAGGCCUGUUAUGCUGAAGCCUUCCUCACAGACACAUUGUUAGGUGGAAUAUCUGCAGACUCUGGGCUCUUGGGGUAUGUUUCCACUUGCCAUUUAAAGCACAAAAAGUCCCUGUUUUGCACAAAAACUGUGGGAGCGUCUACACUUGACAGAAGUUUCACUGCAAACAGCAAACCACAUCGAUGAGAAGCAUACAGUUCUUAAUGCUGAUCCUUCUGUAGUGAUGUGCAAAUGGAGGCACAUUCUUCCUGUGUAAACAGCUUUUAGCUUCCAGAGGAUAUCCCAAAGUGCCUAGGGUGAUCACUCUGGCCAGCAGUUCUGCUGCUCCAAGGCCAGGUAAACAGACACCUGCCCUCCCCCUGUGGGAGCUUUGAAACUCUCCUUCCUGUUUUGUUUGCAAGUGCUCAUCUGGCCAAAUGACCAUGGGUGCUCCAUAGAGCAAAUGAUCCGCUGUUGGGACCUUGCACUCACACCUGCUUCCCGCAAGACCUAUUCUGGGAUAGCUGCCUGCCGUGCGCAAAUGUAAACACUUUCUGAUCCUGUGGAAGUAACUUAGUACAGAAACCAGCGCUUUUCUUUCACCAGUUCCCUAUCACCGGUGAAACUGAUAGCACAAAAACUCAAGUGUAGAUGUAGCCUGGCUUUUAUUCAGUAAUUACACUUAAACGUCCAUUUAUUCAUUGCAAUGUUUGAAAGUACCCACUCACAUAUCAUGCUGGACUUUCUAGUCACAAACACUUCCUGGUAUCCAGGAACCUCAACUGGACCAGUUGCUCUUUUGACUAUAUUGGACCAGGUGACCAUGUAGUCAAAGUGGUUUUUAUACAUAGCUUUAGUUUUAUAACAGGACAACAGAGGGUGGGAACUGAAAUGUUGUAUUGCUCAAUAUCUCAUCCUACAGUCUA